Molecule: messenger RNA, 1306 nt
Organism: Mollisia scopiformis
Lineage: Eukaryota; Fungi; Ascomycota; Leotiomycetes; Helotiales; Mollisiaceae
Product: putative NADP-dependent alcohol dehydrogenase C 2
Exons: 3
Coding region: 174-1163 (329 amino acids)
Biological process (GO): alcohol metabolic process
Molecular function (GO): zinc ion binding; alcohol dehydrogenase (NADP+) activity
Source: RefSeq, a predicted model, not a curated record
GGAAUGAGUGAGUUUGCUCUGUCUAUAUAAGAGUUGGUCUUUCUCUAGUCACGUCCCAAUUUCAAUCUGCUCCACUCCACUUCUACCUUCACAUCUCUUUCUCACUCUCAGACUCCCACGCACAUCCCUUAUCUCAAUCCCUCACAGGUGUAUUAACAUAGAACUCAAGCGCCAUGGUCGAGUUCACUGUCUUCAAAGGCUCCAAAGAGGGCAAGAUUGUCGAAUCCAAGACUACGAAGGAACUCAAGGCGAAUGAGGUUCUCAUCAAGGUCACUCACUCUGGUCUAUGCGGCACAGAUGAGCAUUACAAGCACGAAGAUAUGGGUUUGGGACAUGAAGGUGCUGGUGUUAUAGAGGAAAUUGGCUCCUCAGUGACGACCUAUCGAAAAGGCGAUUCAGUAGGAUGGGGUUACCAACAUGACGCUUGUGGACACUGCAAACAAUGUCUCACUGGCCACGAGACUCUCUGCCCCGAGCGAAAGAUGUACGGUUACGCCGACCAUGACCAAGGAUCCUUCGCACACUACGCAAUUUGGAAAGCAGAUUUCAUCUUCAAGAUCCCGGAUUCGAUUCCUCGCGAAUACGCAGCUCCCUUGAAUUGUGGAGGAGCUACUGUUUUCAAUGUCCUUCAUUCCUUCAGUGCCAGAUCUACACAUCGCGUUGGUAUAAUCGGUUUUGGUGGAUUGGGACAUCUUGCUAUUCAAUUCGCUCAUAAGAUGGGUUGUCAAGUCGUAGUUUUCUCUGGAACCGACAGCAAGAAAGACGAAGCCAUGAAGUUGGGAGCAGACGAGUUUGUCGCUACGAAAGGCGCCAAGGAACUUCAAGUAUCUGGUCCCAUCGAUCACUUACUCAUCACCACUUCUUUUCAGCCUGACUGGAAGCUCUUCCUCCCCAUCAUGGCACCCGGAGGAACUCUUUACCCUCUUACCGUAUCACCAGACGAUUUCAAGAUCCCAUAUAUGCCAAUCAUUGCUGGAGAACUGAAGAUCCAGGGUUCGUUGGUCGCAGCCCGACAGGUGCAUAGAGAGAUGUUUGAGUUUGCAGCUCAUCAUCAGAUCAGACCUAUUAUUCAGAAGUUUCCAAUGACGGUUGAGGGGAUUGAGGAGAGUAUGAAGACUUUGGAUGAGGGAAAGAUGAGAUACAGAGGCGUGCUUGUCGUUUGAACAGGUGGAGUUGUGACGAGGCAAUGUAUAAUAAGGAUAAGCAUUGCGUAGGCGCAGAUUGGGGUUAUUCUUGGAGGAUUGGUAUAAAGGAGUUUAUAGACUACACAUGCAACUAAUCAUUAAAUCAUUGUUGCUCAACGUGG